AAGUCCUUCUUCAAGCGUUCAGUGCGCCGCAACCUCACGUACUCGUGCCGCGGCAACCGCAAUUGCCCCAUCGACCAGCACCAUCGCAACCAGUGCCAAUACUGCAGGCUGCGGAAAUGUCUCAAGAUGGGCAUGAGGAGAGAGGACGGACGCCGGAACGGAGCUGUCCAAAGAGGCCGAGUGCCGCCGACGCAGCCGGCAGGAUUGGCGCUGCCCGGGCAGUUCGCCCUUGCCAACGGCGACCCCGCCGCCGGCCUCAACAGCCACCCCUACCUCUCCUCCUACAUUUCCCUGCUGCUUCGCGCUGAACCCUACCCCACCUCGCGGUACGGCCAGUGCGUCCAGCCCACCAACGUCAUGGGCAUCGACAACAUCUGCGAGCUCGCGGCACGCCUCCUCUUCUCCGCCGUCGAAUGGGCGAGAAACAUCCCCUUCUUCCCCGACCUCCAAGUCACAGACCAGGUCGCGUUACUAAGACUCGUCUGGUCGGAACUGUUCGUCCUCAACGCGUCCCAGUGUUCCAUGCCCCUGCACGUGGCCCCGCUGCUGGCGGCCGCCGGUCUACACGCAUCGCCGAUGGCCGCGGACCGCGUGGUUGCCUUCAUGGACCACAUACGGAUCUUCCAAGAGCAAGUGGAGAAGUUGAAAGCGCUCCACGUGGACUCGGCGGAGUACUCCUGUCUGAAGGCCAUCGUCCUCUUCACGACAGACGCGUGCGGGCUAUCAGACGUGCCGCACAUAGAAGGUCUGCAGGAGAAGUCCCAGUGCGCCCUCGAGGAGUACUGCCGGAGUCAGUACCCCAACCAGCCCACGAGGUUCGGCAAACUACUGCUACGACUCCCCUCACUGCGCACGGUCAGCUCGCAAGUCAUAGAGCAGCUGUUCUUCGUGCGGCUAGUCGGCAAGACGCCCAUCGAGACCCUGAUCAGAGACAUGUUGCUGUCAGGGAGCUCGUUCUCGUGGCCCUACAUGGCGACCAUGUGACAUACGAUGUGGCGACAGCUGGCGGCGGCCUGAUCCUCGCCCUACGGCUUCCCGCCGUACCUGCCGAGCCAGCGCUUCGACUUCCAGCGGUACCGUGACGCGCCCGAGGACGCUGUGACGUCAUCCAGCGAGUUCCACGAGGACACCGCAGAGGAGUACUUGCGCAGGGACAGCGAGCGAGCCGACCCGUGCCCGACCUUCGACCCUAUCUCCGCGUUCUACCCGCCAAAAGCAACCGAGCAUCAGGAGUUGGAGGUGGCAACUACAACCAGCAGCGAGACCCACAAGAGUUCCAGCUCCAGCAAGUCCAUGAUGAUAGACAACCUCCUCAACAUCCGCAGCCAGGACUCGUCAUGUCUACCGGACAUCAAGUGAGGGACUUAAGGUUUGUUAGGGGUCAGUAGUGUCUAUUAGUUCAAGUUUUUUGUUCCUCUGUAAAAAUAUUUAGGCUAGAUUUAAUAUUUAAUAUUGUACAUAAAAUGUUUUUAUUAUUGUAAAUGUAUAGUUAGUGUAAGUGAGAUACAAAGUUUUCUAUGCGAUGGAUAAUUUUUAUUUAUAUGAAACUGCAUAACUGUUUCUGGUGAGAUGAAGUUUACUUUAUAUCUUUUCUUAUGUAUGUAAUGUGAAUUCAAAGUUUCUUCGUACCCAAUGUAUUUAAAACUAUGAAUUUUAUGGGACAAUCAAGGAUUGUAAAAAUGCAAUAAUGUGUACAUUCGGUCGUGCAAUGUCGAUGUGUAGUUAUAUGUAUAGAGGUAAUCUAAACAAAUAUUUGGGGGAUAUAUUUUCCGACUUCUCUUUUUAUUAAAGUGUAAAACAGCCUUAAAUUCAAAGAAAAAAAACUAAGGUAAUCAAAAAUGUUUUUUUCUUAUUUCUAAACUUUUCAGCUGCUAGUUUAUAAACAGAACAUAAAUCUAUUGUUGAAAAUUCCCACCUUUUCCCGUUUUCCAAUUUUAUACCGCUUUUAUGGCACUAGUAGCACAUAAAUAAGUUUUAUUUUUAAAAGAGCUCAACUCCUUUCAUUUUUAAGGGUACUGAAAUACUAAGUACAGUCACAGUAUUUAAGGCUAUUUUGCACUAAGUAUCUUUUUAGUCACAAAAUCUUUUAGUAUUAAAUAUAAAGUUAGUGUCUUCAUUUCAAACUGGUGCUCUUUCUACAAAUUUAUUUCUAUAAAUUCAUGAUAAUUUUCUACAAGUUGUAUAAUUCCGUAAAAGCAUUUAUACUUAAGUAAUGUUCCUUGGGUUUUUAUGGAUUUUUAAAUAGAUCUUUUCAACAAGUUAAAAGAAUUUUUAGUUGAAUUGUUUUUCUAUAUUUUUAUUGUUUUAACGUGUGACUUUUGUGUAUACCUAAUAUAAAUAAAUCAGUGAGAAAUAAUUCUUAAUAUAAUAUUAAAUCUAAACUAUGUAUUCAAAUAUAUUUUAAAAUAUUUUUCUUUUAUGAAACACCAAAAACUGUACUUACGAAACUUUUGAUAAAUUUUCUUGAUUUGUUUGUUUUUCGCAUGGUAUAAUGUGACAAAAUGUGAAAACCUCCUGCCAAAUCUGUUGUAAAUGAGAAGCAAUGUAUUUAUUCGCAAUAAUUGUACAGUGGCUGUAUGGGUGUGUGUAUGAGACGAGAUAUGUAUGAGAUAUUCAUAAUGAGGAAUAAAAAAUGUCUCUCUGGAUUUUCA
Molecule: messenger RNA, 2651 nt
Organism: Pectinophora gossypiella (pink bollworm)
Lineage: Eukaryota; Metazoa; Arthropoda; Insecta; Lepidoptera; Gelechiidae
Gene: svp
Product: steroid receptor seven-up, isoforms B/C
Exons: 4
Coding region: 127-984 (285 amino acids)
Biological process (GO): cell differentiation; regulation of transcription by RNA polymerase II; anatomical structure development
Molecular function (GO): RNA polymerase II cis-regulatory region sequence-specific DNA binding; nuclear receptor activity
Source: RefSeq, a predicted model, not a curated record